Messenger RNA from Myxocyprinus asiaticus (Chinese sucker), 2479 nucleotides. Its product is annotated as RNA-binding protein 39-like. Gene Ontology annotation, molecular function: RNA binding. The transcript has 17 exons. The coding region runs from base 385 to 1911 and encodes 508 amino acids. Gene Ontology annotation, cellular component: nucleus. Gene Ontology annotation, biological process: mRNA processing. Lineage: Eukaryota; Metazoa; Chordata; Actinopteri; Cypriniformes; Catostomidae. The record is from RefSeq and is a predicted model, not a curated record.
UGCAACACGAAGGAGACGUGCACGUGCGUGAGCUGUUUGCCGUCAGCAGUCAGCUUUUCGUUUAUAAUCGUGACACACGCCUUGUGAGUAGUUUGUUAAAACGUGUACGUUUGGACAACAUUCACGUGUUUUUGGCUUGUGUAGGUUCGUUCACAUUAAUCGAUUGAGGUAGUAAUUGAAGCAGAAGCGGAGAGUAGACCCGGUUUUUACUGUCCGUGUUUUUGGGAGUCAGGACUUGUAAAUCUCUGUAGGCCGCAGUGUCUGAGAUCAGCAUCAACAUGGCCGAUGAUUUGGACAUUGAAGCGAUGCUGGAGGCUCCAUACAGAAAGACUUGCCUAUAUCUCACCUCUACUCCCAUGAAUUCCAGUGUGAACUGUCAAAAAAAUGAAGGAUGACAACAAGUCCUUAAGUACCAAUGGCCACGAAGAACGGAGCAAGAAGAAAAAGAAGAGCAGGACUCGCAGCAGAAGCAAAAGCAGGGAGCGGAAAAGAAGCAGGAGCCGCGACCAUAAGAAGAGUCAUGACCGCAGAAGGAGCCGCAGCAGAGACCGGAAACGUAGCCGCAGCAAGGAGAGACGCCGUUCCAGGAGCAAGGAGCGUGGUGGACGCUACAAAGCUCCUUUUUCUGGGCUGAAAUUUAACGGUGGUCCCAGGGGGAAGACUGGCCCACCACCUGCCAUCAAACUAAGCCGUAGAAGAUCUAGAAGUCGCAGUCCUUUCAAGAAAGACAAAAGUCCUAUAAGACAGCCAAUUGAUAAUCUCACCCCAGAGGAAAGGGAUGCACGCACCGUGUUCUGCAUGCAGCUGGCAGCCAGAAUCCGACCACGAGACCUUGAGGAAUUCUUCUCUGCAGUGGGAAAAGUAAGAGAUGUGCGAAUCAUCUCUGACCGAAACUCCAGAAGAUCCAAAGGAAUUGCUUACAUUGAGUUUGUGGAUUCCACCUCUGUACCCUUGGCAAUCGGCCUUUCUGGACAAAGACUUCUUGGAGUACCAAUCAUUGUCCAGGCUUCACAGGCUGAAAAGAACAGAGCAGCUGCAAUGGCCAACAACUUGCAGAAGGGCAGUUCUGGACCUAUGAGACUGUAUGUUGGCUCAUUGCAUUUCAACAUCACAGAGGACAUGCUCAGAGGGAUCUUUGAACCAUUUGGAAGGAUUGAUAGUAUUCAACUGAUGAUGGAUAGUGAAACAGGAAGAUCCAAAGGAUAUGGCUUUAUCACAUUUGCUGAUGCCGAAUGUGCUAAGAAGGCUCUGGAACAGCUUAAUGGCUUUGAGUUGGCUGGAAGACCAAUGAAAGUGGGACAUGUGACAGAGCGAACAGAUGCCUCCACUGCCAGCUCCUUCCUGGACAAUGAUGAAUUGGAAAGGACCGGCAUUGAUCUGGGAACCACUGGAAGGCUUCAACUCAUGGCCAGACUAGCUGAAGGUACUGGUCUACAGAUUCCACCCGCUGCACAGCAGGCUCUUCAGAUGAGUGGCUCCAUGGUAGCCAUGGCUGCAGCUACUGCUGCUAUGAACCCUGGACUGAGUUUUAACAUUAAUGUGCCCACAAACCAAGCUUUGAAUCUACCGUCUCAACCAAUUGCAACACACUGCUUCCAGCUCUCCAAUAUGUUCAAUCCAAACUCAGAAAAUGAUAUGGGCUGGGAAGUUGAAAUUCAGGAUGAUGUCAUUGAAGAGUGUAACAAACAUGGUGGAGUCAUACACAUAUAUGUGGACAAGAAAUCUGCGGAAGGAAAUGUCUAUGUGAAGUGUCCCACCAUUCCUGCUGCCAUGGCUGCAGUCAGUGCAUUACAUGGACGCUGGUUUGGAGGUAAAAUGAUCACAGCGGCUUAUGUCCCUCUUCCCACAUAUCACAACCUUUUCCCAGAGUCAGUGCAAGCCACACAGCUUCUUAUGCCCAGCCGCCGGUGAUCCCUUACCCCUGAACACUUUUCCAGCCAUUCUCUUUUUAACUUUUGGACAACAAUACCAGUUCUGCAAGCUGUGGCACAGUUGUUUUGUUUCCUUUUAAGUUGGUUACAAAGCCAGUAAGGUAAAAAAAAAAAAGAUGUACUUGCAUAGUGUCCUUACAGGUCUUUUCAGGCAUUGAGAGAUGUUCUGUGGUUUAAAAAAACCUUUCCUAUGUACAGCCUACUUAUUGAAUUUUGCCUCUUGAACUUUUUUUCUUCCACAUUUAUUGUCUUUGUGAUAUAUCUGAUUGGCAUGUUUCCCACUUUAAGAAGUGUACAAUUAGCCACAUACAAAAUAUAAAUAAGCCUUAAAUAAAUUGAAACCCUGCAAUUUUGAUCAAAUACACAACAUAUUGGAUUUUUUGGCUCUAUGAGCUGUGGGAACUAAAUCGCUGACAAAUAUCUUUUGUGUUCAUCUAGAGACCAUAAGGUUUAACAGCAUCUUGUUUUUCUAAUCAAGAUUUGAUUUUGUAAAGUCCUUGAAAGUUAAUUUCAAAUAAAGCCAAAAUACUGGGGGAAAAAACAAAAAA